Clupea harengus (Atlantic herring) is the source of this 4802-nucleotide messenger RNA. RefSeq lists its product as uncharacterized. Gene Ontology annotation, molecular function: RNA polymerase II cis-regulatory region sequence-specific DNA binding. NCBI's taxonomy places the organism in Eukaryota, Metazoa, Chordata, Actinopteri, Clupeiformes, Clupeidae. Gene Ontology annotation, cellular component: nucleus. The record is from RefSeq and is a predicted model, not a curated record. Gene Ontology annotation, biological process: circadian regulation of gene expression; negative regulation of DNA-templated transcription.
GGCACGUGUAUCCAUGCACAUGUUGACGCUUGUAAGGGAGUGGAGAAAAAAAAAGAGGCAACGGCGUAGUGGAGAGAAAAUCCAGUGAACGAACAGCGAGCCCUCAGCGUAGACUGGCGGAACGGAUAAGCCAGACACCGCGUGCAUGCCAGUAGACUCCAGGUGCAGCUAGGAGGUCGGAGGGACAGAGGAAAAGUGUUAUCGGGUUAGUUUUCGGUGGGCAUUUCCAGAAAUGCAGACAACAGGAAGGACUCCCUCCCCGCCCUCCCAUGAUUCGCUAAGCUCCAGUGACAGCUUCCUGUUCAGUGACAGUGACCCCGUGGAGGACGACACCGAUGUCUUCCUGUCGGAGGGCGAUGCCAGCCGUGUCGUCCGCCCUUCCUCCCGCGCCGCCUACAGCGGUCUCCAGGGCGAUGCCCUGGCCAGCCCGGGCUCACAGUGGGCCUGCGACGGCUUCAAGGGGCCCGAAAAGCUAGAGGUUGGCGCGCGGCGGCCGACGCCACUGUCCUCGUCCGUCUCGUCGUCCAGCACGUCAGGAGCGUGGAGUGCUUCGGAGAGUGAGGGGCCCAGCGAGAAGGAGGGGCCCUCGCAGGGAGACCUGCUCUUCACUCAGAAGUGUUUGGAGUUGCAGUGUUUUGUCAGGCCUAUGCUGGAGCUUCUGCAUGGUCUGAAGAAUGGCCGUUUUGAUCGAGGUCUGAGUAGUUUCCAGCAGAGCGUUGCCAUGGAUCGCAUCCAGAGGAUUGUGGGAGUGCUGCAAAAGCCUAACAGCGGGGAGAAGUAUCUGAACACGCUGCUUCAGGUGGAGAUGAUGCUGAAGCUGUGGUUUCCUCAGGUGUCCCCGCAGGCGUCAUCUGCCCCUCCAGCCUCUGCUGCCCCUCAGGCAGCCCCCAGCUCAGCCUCCAGCCCCGCACACAACAGCACACUGCCACACAAGCACAAGGACCAGCUACACAUGCCUGUCAAGAAGCGUCGCCUUAGCUGGUCAGACACCGACUCCUCCACACCUCCUCCCUUCCUCUGUAAGCGCUUCCAAGUCAAAGGUGCUCUGGGUCUGAGCCUGGAGGGAGAGAGCAGCUCGCAGUCCCAGAGAGCGCCUGAAACCCAGAGAGGGCCAGACCAGCACCGUGACGGGGAGCAGGGCUCCAGUCAGUCCAAGGAGGACGUGUCCGCCCCCCCGGCGCCUCACUCGUCAGAACCGAGCCUCACCUGGGUCCACGUGGCCCCCAUCCUCUCGCCCCCCAAGUCCUGCAACACCCAUGAAGUGGGGGUGGCAGCAGCAGCAGGGCAGAAGGGUAGCUAUUUGGUGAUGGUGGCCUCCCCUCCAGCCAGUCGGGGCAGUCCAGCCAUGCAGGACAGCUCUGUCUCCUCCACCACCCCCGUCUUUCAGUCCCUCAACCCAGUACUGCAGCCCUCGGGGGGGGCCCCAAAUCAGCCCGACACCCCUGCAAGCCGAAAUGACUCACCUGUGCAGGGGAGGGUCCAGGCCACAACUCCACCAAUCACAACGAGGCCUUUGAGCAGGGCGGAGCCAGUGACACGGCCCGGCCCUGUGCAGAGUUAAGGCCGAUUCACAUUUCUGCGUAGAAUCUACGCCAUUGGUGCGGCAUAGCCUCAUGUUCUACGCCGUAGCCUACACCGUAGCCUGACGACCAAUCACGCCUCUAUGAAUUGCUGACCACUGUUUGACCAGAAAUGUUCUUAAAAUGUUAAGAUUGCUGUCUCCCCUUUUCCAAACAACUUUGCUGACUACUUUGUGGAAAGUUGGCUUGCUAUUGUAAGCUUACACACUAACAUUGGAUAGUUGACUAGCAGACGCCUUGCAAAUCACCUCAGACAUAGUUUUUUGUUUCAAUAACAUUGUAAAUGGAUAAUUGUACAGUGUCUAUUUCUCAGUAACUUAAAAAAUCUAAGCAAAAAAAAACAAAACAAACACAUCUGUCUAUGGAGUUUGGUCCGCCAUCUUUGUAAAUUUUUUCCAACUAGCGUUACGCCGACUAUGUAUAAAUGCGUGUAUAAAUGCUCACAGCGGCGUAUGUCACUUGUGUAGGCUACGGCGUAGGGUCUGCGGAGGCUCUUUGUACGACCAUAAAUCAGCCUUUAGUGCACGACAUGGAAGCACACACAGCUGAACUGAAGCACCCUGCACUAAUGGUUUAGAGGGAUGGAGGGAGGAGGAGGAGGAGGAGGAGGAGGAGCGCGAUAAGCGGGUGGAAGGAGUAAAAAGAUGAAUUGAGACUUUUGUUUUUAUAUUCGUUUGGACCUUUGGACAUAAAAUCGUAUUGUCUGAUGUCUAAAGGUCUGCUUAGUUUGGACUCACAAAAUUCGAUGCAGAUAUUGACAGUUACACGCACCACAAUUUCAACUCAAACACAGAUAUGCUGUUGAAUAUCUUUUGGCUAAAAGAAAAAAAUGAUUGUCACAUGGGAAAUCAUGUUGCAGUGGAGUCUUGAGGUCGUGAUUAAUGGGGGUUGGAGUUUUUUUUCUCUCACCAUUACGAAGAAAUUUGGUAAUGGAGAAAUGGUUAAAGGUGAAAAAGAGUGAAGGAAAAUGAUACUGAUAUCAAAAAUGUGAUCUUCACAGAGGUGGACAGAAUAGUGUUUACACACUUCUGUUCCCUUAGUGUUGAAGCUUUUGCUGUGGUUGACUGUGGAGGAAUAGGAGAAGGAGACUUGCUAAAGCAGGUCUAGCCAUGCAGAAGAGCUGCAUUAAGAAUAGAGACUGCAUUAGUACCAUCAUAGGCAAAUGCCUCAAAACAACGACUUCAUAAUGGGGCGUUUUGCUUUGUUUACAUCUGAUGUAAUGUCCUUUACCAAAACGCCAGGCGCUGUGAAAGGAUUUGUCGGAGGAAAAACGUGUAAAUGGAUCAAAAGAGAUAUGUGAAUAGCAUAGCCAAUCAGACGGAGUAUGACACAGCCAAUCAGAGGAGGGGGAUGUGGCUGGAACUUGUCUACCGAGAAUUAACGAGGUCUAUCAACUGAUGUGAUUAUAAUUUUUUUUCAUCAAAUAAUAGGAUCCGGUGCAAAAUAAUAAUAUUGUGUUAUUUACUUUAAAUUUAAUUUAAUUUAAAAAUAAUGGUAAGACAUUUUUUUCAUAGAUUGGAUUUUCAAUCCUGUUUUUCUCUAAAGUGGUCUUGGACUUUGUUAAUUCUCAGUUGACGAAAUGUUCUGGAGAGUUUCUGAGGAAGCAACAUCUUAGUGACAGUACACACACUCAAACACCAGUCUACCAAUAGACACACAUUCACCUAUACAUAUGCUUUCACAUACCUAUAUAUGCGCACACACACACACACACACACAGUUAAAAGAAACUCUCUCGCUCUUGUUUUCUCACUUCUAACCACUAACGAGCAUACACGCACACACACACAGUCAAACAGCAAUAUAUAGAUAAACAUCACCGCACACACUUACACUCUCACACAAGCGCACAAAUCUACACGUAAUUCUUGCCUCCUGCCAACACACACAAACAAACACAUUCAUUCAGCCACGUUCAAAUUCACCCACGUGCUCUCACACUCACUCUUAACACAUUCAUACUUUGUCACACACACACACACACAAACACACGUAUACUGCCAGGGUGUCCUGCGGGAUAAGGUUUUGCACUCCAUAAGUAGCAGACAGGCGUGGGGGCAUUCCUGGCUCUUCAAUGUUUAUUUAUUCAUGUGAAUAUCUGCAUUUAUUUAUGUAUGUAUUUAUUUAUUUGGCAGCUGCGUCUUUGGGGUCCAGAGAUCCUCAUCACACUGAUUGGUACAGGCUCUGUCACAGCCCUUUUCCUUUUUUUACUCAAGUAGUGGAGACUGAUUGAGAUCUUUGAUUGGAUGACAACCGUGCCUUUAUUACCAAAUAGGAUGUGUUUAAAAGCGUUUUAUACUGUGUGAUCGACUUGUGCGUUUGCAUCCCAAACUAUGGUAUAGAACAUGACAACUGAAUUAUCAAGGCUUUGAAAAAAACUGAUGCUGUAUUUUUCAUUACUGUUUCAUCUCCUUUCUUUUGUAUUGUCCAUUUGAACACUCUAUACCAGCAACCACUAGAAGAAAGUGCAAAGCCCUGUGUUGAAAACCAUCACUGCUGAAGACCUGUACGUUGAUGUCAAAAGACUACUUUGAUUGUUCAACAUUACAUUGGCCCCACGUGUGAGCAGGAAUAUAUUUUUGGUGUGAUUUUUCAUUGAAGAGAUUGAUAUUAUUAAAGCCCACUAUAUUUUAUUGGAAGAAUUUGACGCAGCAGGUAUUUAAAACCUUUUUCUGAUUGCCAGAGAAAACUUAAAAAAAGAGGACCAGAGAACUUGAGGAGUAAACAUUAAGGGAAAUAAUAUUUGCACCGAUUUCAUGAGCUGCUAAACUGUAUGAAUUACUGAGUUUCUGGUCACUAUUGAAACAUGAGAACAUAUUUAGAAGUGAAGGCCAAACAACACGGUGUCUAUGUCACACAUCACAGGUAUGCAGACAGGGGGCUGUUCGCAUUGCUUUCGUACUACUGUGUUGUCAGGACACAGACCAUUUGCACUCAUUUGUUUGUGUUCGUUUUUUUUUCAUGUUUUCUACGGCUGAUACCAAGACGAGUGGUCUGAUGUUGCGUCUGGUUUAUUUGAACUGACUUUUUUUAUAUUACAGUAGUGCCCCUAACCCUUCUUCCUCCCUCUGACGUUAUCUGUCCUCUCCUCUGUCCUUCUCCCCAGCUCUGCCCUCUCCUUCUCUCCUUCUUUUCCCUCCUGUAGUGAAUUGUACUCUCUACUUUUUUUCAACAAUGAUGAAAUGAAGUCUUUUAAUAAAAAGACUAAUUUGAUGAUCAAAA